AUGAGCCGGGCGGAACCUGGCGUUGCAGAAAAGUCGACAGCCACAGGCCCCGCAGACGUGAAUUUCCCUGCAGGAGACCCGAAUCCGCAAGUACCUGUAAGUGCAAGUGGAGACAGGGAGCUCCGGAUCCUGCUCAAAGGACUGUGUCCGAGGGUCGGGGUCUGGAUGGGGGCCCAGGCAGGCGUUCCCAAAGCAACUGACCCGGAGCACGUCACGGCGCCUGCGCCGUUCCUCGCCCCGCCCCCGACCGGCCGGUGGGAGGCGGGCACCAAUGGAGCGCGCGUAACCGAGUCUUCCGUCCCGGUCACCAACUCCGUGGCAGCACGCUCCAGGAGCGGCGUGAGGCGAGCGCAGGCUCCUCCGUCCGCAAGCCCCUCCGUCCGCAUAUCGUCCGCGCGCGCUCCUCUGAGGAGCGCGUUCUCCAGCGUCCUGGCUGCCAGGGCCGUGGGCAUCCGGGCGGUGGCCUGGCUGCUGCUCUGGGAGGCGGCUGGACUCCCCAGCAUACCGGCCACGGCCUUCUCUGCCGCCCCCACAGACACUGGCAUAAGGGCCACUUGUUCUGAAAUUAUUUUGAGGCAAGAAGUUUUGAAAAAUGGUUUCCAUAGAGACCUCUUAAUAAAAGUGAAAUUUGGAGAAAGCAUUGAGGAUUUACAGACCUGCCGACUCUUAAUUAAACAGUACAUCCCAGCAGGACUUUUUGUGGAUCCGUAUGAGUUGGCUUCAUUACGAGAGAGAAACGUAACAGAGGCAGUGAUGGUUUCAGAAAAUUUUAAUAUAGAAGCUCCUAAUUACUUGUCCAAGGAAUCCGAAGUUCUAAUUUAUGCCAGACAAGAUUCACAGUGCAUUGAUUGUUUCCAAGCUUUUUUGCCUGUGCACUACCGCUAUCAUCGGCCACAUAGUAAAGAUGGAGAAACCGUUAUUGUGGUCAAUAACCCUGAUUUGCUGAUGUAUUGUGAGGAAGAGUUUCCAAUUUUGAAAUGCUGGGCUCAGUCAAAAGUGGCAGCUCCUUGUGCUUUGAAGAAUAAGGAUAUCUGCCAAUGGAACAAUAUGAAAUAUAAAUCAGUAUGUAAGAAUGUGACUCUACAGGUUCCAGUGGGACUGACUAUACAUACCACUUUAGUAUGUUCUGUGACUCUGCUCAUUACCAUCCUGUGUUCUACUUUGAUCCUUGCGGCUGUUAUCAAAUAUGGCCAUUUUUCCCUAGAAGUUUUAUGCUUUUCAUAAACCUAAAUAAGACCUAUUUACUUGUGACUGGAA
This is a messenger RNA of Suricata suricatta (meerkat), 1257 nucleotides long. RefSeq names its product phosphatidylinositol glycan anchor biosynthesis class X (gene PIGX). The coding region runs from base 1 to 1224 and encodes 407 amino acids. NCBI's taxonomy places the organism in Eukaryota, Metazoa, Chordata, Mammalia, Carnivora, Herpestidae. The record is from RefSeq and is a predicted model, not a curated record. Gene Ontology annotation, cellular component: endoplasmic reticulum membrane. Gene Ontology annotation, biological process: GPI anchor biosynthetic process. The transcript is spliced from 8 exons.